Messenger RNA from Lodderomyces parapsilosis, 1674 nucleotides. RefSeq lists its product as uncharacterized. Gene Ontology annotation, cellular component: membrane. Gene Ontology annotation, biological process: transmembrane transport. Bases 1 to 1674 code for a protein of 557 amino acids. NCBI's taxonomy places the organism in Eukaryota, Fungi, Ascomycota, Pichiomycetes, Serinales, Debaryomycetaceae. The transcript has a single exon. Gene Ontology annotation, molecular function: transmembrane transporter activity. The record is from RefSeq and is a predicted model, not a curated record.
AUGACUACAGAAAAGCUGGCCUCUCUUGUGUUUGAACACACUUCACCAUCCUCGAACCUGCUAAACGAAAAGACAAACGUUGAAAAGUCAACAGUCAGCAUCUGUGAGAUCAUUUCAGAGCCGGAAAAUAAGAAUAAAACCAGUAACCCAUUUCUUGAUCCAAAUACCGCUGAGUAUUACAGAGAAUUAUAUAAUACCACCAAGUACGAAUGUCGUUCCCAUUUCGAUCCUGCAUUUGAAUGGACCGCAAAGGAGGAAAAGAAGGUGGUUCGUAAAUUGAAUUUCAGAGUUGCAUUUGCUGCUUGUCUCAUGUUUGUUGCUUUACAAAUUGACAGAGUCAAUUUACAUCAAGCGGUGACUGAUAAUUUCUUGGGUGAUUUAGGGUUGACUACAAACGACUACAAUGUAGGAAACACCAUUUUCCACUUGUGCUUCUUGUUUGCUGAAAUCCCGUCACAAAUGAUUUCAAAGAGACUCGGACCAGAUGUGUUUAUCCCUUUUCAAAUUUGUGCUUGGAGUAUUGUUGCCAUGUGUCAAGUGGCAUUGAAAGGAAAAGCAGGGUUUUAUAUCACACGUGGUUUGAUUGGAGCUAUUGAAGGUGGGUUCAUCCCUGAUCUUGUGUUGUGGUUGAGCUACUUUUUCACAAGUAAAGAAUUACCAAUUAGAUUGUCAUGGUUUUGGUCAACGCUUAUUGCCACUCAGGUUGCCGUGGCUCUUCUUGCAUUUGGUAUCUUGCGGUUAAGAGGAGUGUUUGGAUGGCCAGGAUGGGCCCAUCUUUUCCUCUGGGAAGGGCUAUUCACAUUGUUGGUCGGUAUCGCCUCGUUCUACAUGAUGGUUCCAUCGGCUGUGCAAACUAGAAAUUGGAUGCAUUCAAAAGGUUGGUUUACCGAACGUGAGGAAAAGAUUGUUGUUAAUCGUAUCUUGCGUGACGACCCUACAAAGGGGACAAUGCACAACCGGCAAGCUCUUUCGUUGAAAAUGUUGUGGGAAUGUUUGAUUGAUUAUGAUAUGUGGCCAUUAUAUGCAAUUGGAUUAAUGGCAUACAUUGGUCAGCUUACUUUUGGAUCGUAUUUCACAUUGAUGACAAGGGCACUCGGAUUCAAUACUUUUGAUACCAACUUGUUAUCGAUUCCGGGAUAUUUCUUAUUCAUCUGCAAUCUUCUUGGAAUAACAUGGCUUUCGGAAAAGUUAAAUGAUAGAGCUUAUGUGUCAAUGAUCCCACCAAUAUAUGGACUCAUUUUACUUGGUGUGAUCAGAUUCUGGCCAGGAGCUGGAAUCAAAGUUUGGCCGAGCUACAUCUUAAAUACGAUAUACUUUGGACAUCCAUACAUCCAUGCAAUUCUUGUGUCGUGGGUAUCAAGAAACUCAAAUUCAGUUAGAACCAGAUCUAUUUGCUCAGCAAUGUACAAUAUGUUUGUCCAAUUGGAUUCGAUGACCGCUCAGAAUAUAUUUCGUGAAGAUGACAGACCUUUGUACAAGAGAGGUUUAUUACAAUUGUGGUGUAUUACGUGGGCAGUAGUUCCGUUGUUGUUAAUGACUAAAUUUUAUUACAUUUGGAGAAACAAGACCAAAGAAAGGAAAUGGAGCGCAAUGACGGAGGAGCAGAAGGCAGAUUACAGAAGAAACACCACUGAUGAUGGUAACAAGAGGUUGGAUUUCAGGUUUGCUCAUUGA